GAGGUCUGUGGCACUCAAGCUGUGGUUUCUACAGAGAAUGGAUGUCCACGGGAGUAAAUUCAAACAAAAGAGUUUAUUUUUAUUUAUUGUUUUUUAUUUUUGGAGGUUAUGACACACUAACUUGAAACUAAUCACACACAAUAAAGCUUUCAAAGUAAUGCCACAGCGGGAUGCAAAUAAAUAGAGUGGCUCCCCGUGACAGAGCUAGCUUUAAAGGUAGCAACAACGCCUAUUUUCCACCCUGAAGCAACUUGUUUUCCAACGCAGACCGUGAGGGUUUCUGUGUGGGUGGAAAUUUUCCAUAAUACAUAUUUAUACCAUAGCUGUUGUCCAUGUGGCACAUUUGCUCUCAAAACUGUUUCUAGGGACUGGAAAUGAAUGUCAUGUGAGCAAAAACCAACAGGGUAUGUAUUCUUUUAAAGCUACAGAUCACACACACACACACACACACACACAAAAAGAAAGAAAGAAAGAAAGAAAGAGAGAAAGAAAGAAAGAAAGAAAGAAAGAAAGAAAGAAAGAAAGAAAAAAAGAAAGAAAGAAAAUUGAUGCCUGUCUUCCUUCCGAGAAGAACUCAGGCUCCUGCAGCAGCAGAACUGCAAUGGCAACUUGGAGUACUGUGCUGAUCCUGCCUACAGCUACUUCUCCACACUCACAGGCUCCCUUACGAUGGAAGACAACAGAAGGAUUCAAACGCUGGCAGACACUGUGGCCACUUUGCCUCGGGGACGAAAGCAGCUUGCAUUGGCCAGAUCAAGUUCUCUAGGUGACUUUUCCUGGUCUCAAAGAAAGCUUGUUACCGUGGAAAAGCACGAUAAUGGAGCAUUUGGAUUUGAAAUUCAGACCUACAGGCUCCAGAAUCAGAAUGUCUGCUCCUCAGAAGUAUGCACUAUGAUCUGCAAAGUACAGGAAGACAGCCCCGCUCACUGCGCUGGCCUGCAAGCUGGUGACAUCCUUACAAAUAUCAAUGGUGUGUGCACAGAAGGUUUUACACACAAACAAGUGGUUGACCUGAUCCGGUCGUCAGGAAAUCUGCUAACGAUAGAGACUCUUAAUGGAACAACAAUUCACAGAAGAGCAGAACUUGAAGCAAAACUGCAGGCUUUAAAGCAAACCUUGAAGAAAAAAUGGGUGGAGUUCAGGUCUCUGCACUUACAGGAACAACGCCUGCUUCAUGGAGAUGCAGUAAACGCCCCAAAUUUGGAAAAUAUGGACCUGGAUGAGUCGUCCUUGUUUGGAAACCUGCUAGGGCCAGGGCCAGCCCUCCUGGACCGGCACCGAUUGUUCAGUGAGAACAGCUGUAAGAGUCGGCUGAGCUCCCUGACGGUGGACAGCGAGGACGGCUACGGGACAAGCGUUUCUGAGGACUCCAGCCGGGGCGCCUUCAGCCGGCAGACCAGCACGGAGGAUGAGUGCUUUCUCUCUAAGGACGGGGACGAUUUUCUGAGAAUCGCUUCUUCCAGGAGAAACCGGAGCAUCAGUGUCACCAGCACUGGGUCCUUAUCUCCCUUGUGGGAGAGCAAUUACUCAAGCAUGUUUGGGACUCUGCCCCGGAAAAGCAGACGGGGAAGUGUCCGGAAGCAAAUUUUGAAAUUCAUCCCCGGCCUUCAUCGUGCUGUGGAAGAGGAAGAGAGUCGCUUUUGACAGGCGGCAGGGACCUUUCACCUCAGUCUGUUUCGCAAUUCUCUCUCCACCCGCCUGGAUGAGCUCCACCUGGCUUAGUGGGAAAGUCCACACCGACCGCUGAAGCUCACAUUCCCAUUUCACAACACCGUUGACCUUUAAAUUCUUAUAUUGUUAUGUUUUGAAUCUUACAUCAGUUUUUUUAGUUCAAGUUCGAAGCACAAUAGGUUAGGUAAAAUAAUCAUAUGCUCGUACAUUCUAAUGCUGGCCACAAAAGCACAAAAAUAUUUAUUUUACUGGCUAUGCUCGUAAAAAGCGGAGAACUCUCAGAGUCAAGUGUGACUAUGGAAGGGCAGAACGUAAUCACUGGGUUGCCUUUCAUGGGUUAAUUUGGUAGGCUACAAAAUCCCGUGCCUGCUUAAUGCUCAGUAGCCUCUGGAGAAGCCUUCACAAGAAAGAAUUAAAGUUAGUUUGUUUUUUUCUUCAAACUUUCAAAGGAACAUGAACAAAGACGACCAUAAACAAAGAGAUAGCGAGUCCCCCCGCCACUUUUAAACAGAAUGAGUGAGAGUCUCAUUAUUUUUUGCCCAUUUCAAUUUCUCUUCUGCCUAAACAUGGAUGCCACGCCCAGAAAUCUCAGGAUCCCAUAGAUCUGUGGUUUAUUUUGCUGCAAACGUCCAAAAUUCUAAAGAUGAGAGUAGGAAAAGGUGUUCGUCUCUCAUGUUUAUUUUUUUUCCUGCUGCUCCUUAUUAUACAUUCCACAUGGGUGUCAUCUCAGCGCCCUCACUUUCCUGUUAAAGAUGCUGUUAUUGUAUUCUCACUUUUCAGUCAUUCUCUAUUUUAUUUCAACACCCAUUAAAGUCUUUGUUCUGGUAA
Messenger RNA from Meriones unguiculatus (Mongolian gerbil), 2499 nucleotides. It is a transcript of the gene Cytip, whose product is annotated as cytohesin 1 interacting protein. Bases 670 to 1644 code for a protein of 324 amino acids. NCBI's taxonomy places the organism in Eukaryota, Metazoa, Chordata, Mammalia, Rodentia, Muridae. The record is from RefSeq and is a predicted model, not a curated record. Gene Ontology annotation, cellular component: cell cortex. The transcript is spliced from 9 exons. Gene Ontology annotation, molecular function: protein binding. Gene Ontology annotation, biological process: regulation of cell adhesion.